UCAGCUUCGGCGUCAGGGCGGCGAGGAGGCCCGGCCCGGCCCGGAGCGCCUGGCGCGGCCCCUCCGUCUCCGGCCCGGGCGCGGAAGAGGCGGCGGCGGCGGCGGCGGGCGCGCCCAACAUGGAGGGCGGCAGGCCGGUGGCGGCGCUGGGCGUCGGGCCGGGGGCGUCGGAGCCCGGGGUCCCGGCCCGUCGGCCCUCCCGCCUGGCGGCCCCCAUAGCCGCAGCCCCGGCCUCGCCUGGCGCCGAGCAGCCAGCCGACAGCCCUACAGGGUCCCACGUUGAGUGGUGCAAGCAACUCAUUGCUGCUACGAUUUCUAGCCAAAUUUCAGGCUCUGUCCUCUCGGACAACGUAUCCAGAGAAUACCGGGUGUACAGGAAGCCCACCAUAAGGGAGAUUCAGGAUGGACGCAAUGGUUAUCCUUCUGACGCAGAAGUCGAUCAGGCAUUGAGGGAUGGAAACAAGCUGGCCCAGAUGGAAGAAGCACCGCUCUUUCCGGGAGAGUCCAUCAAAGCCAUUGCUAAAGAUGUGGUCUAUAUCUGUCCAUUCAUCGGAGCCAUCAGUGGCACGUUGACAGUGACGGAUUACAAAAUGUAUUUCAAGAACGUUGAGAGGGAUCCACAUUUUGUGCUUGACGUUCCCCUCGGAGUAAUAAGUAGAGUUGAAAAGAUUGGAGUCCAGAGCCACGGAGACAAUUCGUGCGGUAUAGAGAUUGUUUGCAAGGAUAUGAGAAACCUGCGGCUCGCUUACAAACAGGAAGAGCAUAGACUGGAGAUUCUUCAGAACCUGGUUACCCGAGCGUUUCCUCUUUCUCACGGGCUGCCAUUCUUUGCAUUCAGUUACAAAGAGAAAUUUCCUACAAAUGGUUGGAAGGUUUAUGAUCCGGUGGCGGAGUAUAAAAGACAGGGUUUACCCAACGAGAGCUGGAAAAUAUCCAAAAUUAACAGCAUGUAUGAAUUUUGUGACACAUAUCCUGCCGUUCUUGUUGUGCCAACCAGCGUCAAAGACGAAGAUCUCUCCCGCGUGGCUGCGUUUAGAGCGAAAGGCAGAGUUCCAGUGUUAUCCUGGAUCCACCCAGAGAGCCAGGCCACCCUCACCAGAUGCAGCCAGCCUCUCGUUGGGCCGAACGACAAGCAGUGCAAAGAAGAUGAGAAGUACUUACAAACCAUCAUGGAUGCCAACGCUCAGUCUCACAAGCUAUUCAUCUUUGACGCCAGGCAAAACAGCGUUGCAGAUGCCAACAAGGCCAAAGGCGGCGGGUACGAAAGCGAAAGCGCCUAUCCCAACGUGGAGUUGAUCUUCUUGGAAAUCCCGAAUAUCCACGUGAUGAGGGAAUCGCUGCGCAAACUGAAAGAAAUUGUUUACCCCGUCAUUGAUGAAUCCCGGUGGCUGUCCAACGUGGAGAGUACACACUGGCUGGAAUACAUACGGAUGCUUCUUGCCGGAGCCGUGAGAAUAGCUGACAGAAUUGAGUCGGGCAAAACCUCGGUGGUGGUCCAUUGCAGUGACGGUUGGGACCGUACUGCUCAAUUGACUUCCUUGGCGAUGCUCAUGCUGGACAGCUAUUAUCGGACCAUCAAAGGCUUUGAGGUCCUCUUGGAGAAGGAAUGGAUGAGUUUUGGCCAUCGCUUCGCCAUGCGAGUCGGUCAAGGGGAUGACGAUCAUGCAGAUGCUGACAGAUCUCCUAUCUUCCUGCAGUUCAUAGAUUGUGUCUGGCAAAUGACAAAGCAGUUUCCAGCAGCGUUCGAAUUCAACGAGCUGUUUUUGAUCAGCAUUUUGGAUCAUCUUUAUAGCUGUCUCUUUGGCACCUUUUUGUACAACUCCGAACAUCAGCGAAUAAAAGAGGAGAUAAAUACCAAGACUGUCUCCUUGUGGUCCCACAUCAAUAGCCAGGUGGAGGAAUUCAGUAAUCCUUUCUACGUCAACUACAAGAACCACGUUCUCUAUCCAGUAGCCAGCUUAAGUCAUUUGGAAUUGUGGGUCAACUACUACGUACGUUGGAACCCCCGAAUGAGACCCCAGAUGCCGAUUCACCAGAACCUGAAGGAACUCCUGGCCAUCCGAACGGAGCUGCAAAAGAGGGUGGAGGAGCUGCAGCGGGAAGCCACCAAGCGUUCCAUUUCGUCUUCCUCCGAGCGAGGCUCCUCUCCCGCCGUCACACCGGUCCACACUUCCGUCUGACUGCCCCCCCCCAGCCGAGGCCACGAGGUUUACUACAGACAUGUUACCUGCUGCCAGAAACCUGCCCUCCCUCCCCCUGGUGUAAUUUGGGGGUGUGGAGGGCAGAGGGGGGGUGUUCGCCCCCCCUUUCCUCGGUGUGUGUUACAGUAAAGCCAAAAGUAUUUCCUUGCAGUGUCACGCUGAAGAGUGGUGUUGGUUACUUCUUCCUUUUUAAUCUGUCCUUUUUAAAAAAAAAAAAAUGUUGAGCGUCGUAGGGAUGGCCAAACUCUUUACUUCUUGUAGCUUGCAGCAAAACCAGGAAGCCUGUCGAUUGGGCAAGCGAUGAUGGAGGCCGCAUUGCAACGUCGCCUCCCACGGAAAAAAAAAAAACGUACAAAGUUGACUUCGUGUCCGGGAAGUGAAACCUGUCCGCUUUCCUCGGUACUUAAUACAUGGUGGGUGGGUUUUUCAGAAAAGGGGAAAGCAAGCCACAGCCAAUGCUGUAUUUUGGGGCACAGCUCUGAUGCACUUUGAAAUGGAUGAUUUUUUUUUUUAUUAUUCCUAUAGCAGUUGUAUAUUUUGAAUAAAGAUGUUUUAAAAGCAA
Molecule: messenger RNA, 2763 nt
Organism: Crotalus tigris (Tiger rattlesnake)
Lineage: Eukaryota; Metazoa; Chordata; Lepidosauria; Squamata; Viperidae
Gene: MTMR1
Product: myotubularin related protein 1
Exons: 17
Coding region: 120-2180 (686 amino acids)
Biological process (GO): phosphatidylinositol dephosphorylation
Molecular function (GO): phosphatidylinositol-3,5-bisphosphate 3-phosphatase activity
Source: RefSeq, a predicted model, not a curated record